Messenger RNA from Rana temporaria (common frog), 6277 nucleotides. It is a transcript of the gene PCSK5, whose product is annotated as proprotein convertase subtilisin/kexin type 5. The record is from RefSeq and is a predicted model, not a curated record. Gene Ontology annotation, molecular function: serine-type endopeptidase activity. NCBI's taxonomy places the organism in Eukaryota, Metazoa, Chordata, Amphibia, Anura, Ranidae. Gene Ontology annotation, cellular component: trans-Golgi network; Golgi membrane. The transcript is spliced from 37 exons. Gene Ontology annotation, biological process: peptide hormone processing. Bases 511 to 6069 code for a protein of 1852 amino acids.
UCCUUUCUAUUACAUCUGGGUACUGUUGGUUUUCGGACGGGAGGAGAGCUGAAGGGGGGCAGUCAUUUAUGCAGAGAGGGAGAGGGAGAAAGAGAGAUCUGCUUUUUUCACUCCCACUCCACAUUCAUAUACUAAGAGAGACUAAGAGGAAGAUACAUGGGAAGUAAAAAGACCGUGUGAGGACUGUGAAUUGUCAGCACUCUAACCCUGGCAUAGUGUAUCCCAAAACAAGACCCAGGACUGAAGAGGAGGAUCUGCAGAAAGAGGACAUCCAGAUUAACACUUGGCAGCAAGAGACACUAGAGUCAAAGUGCAGGGUAAUCCCUAAGUGAGAUCACAAGCUGAGGGUUAUACAAGUGCCUUAUUCAGCAACUGGGAACUUUCUUAGUAUAUGCUUGGCUCAUUUUGGAUUUAAACAGUUGUGGCGUGUAUCUUCUUCACCUGUCUGAGCUCGGAGACCCCCGCUUUGAGGAGCUGGGGACUUUCUUUUAGGGGACAGCAGGGCAUAUCAUGGCUUUUAAGUUGCGGUUUGCCUGGUCUGUGUCCUUCCUCCUGACUGCGCUGCUGGGAAUCCCUUUACCUACAUGCUGGGCUCGCACAUACACCAACCACUGGGCUGUGAGGAUAUCAGGGGAUGCCCAAGAAGCCGACAGGAUAGCUAGCAAAUACGGAUACCUCAACAUGGGACCGAUUGGGUCUCUCCAGAAUUACUAUCACUUUUACCACAGUAGAACUAUCAAGAGGUCAGUUUUGUCAAGCCGUGGAACACAUAACUUCAUCUCCAUGGAACCAAAGGUAGAAUGGAUAGAACAGCAAGUGGUUAAGAAAAGAACGAAGAGGGAUUAUAAAGUUAGCAACAUACAUUCUGCCUAUUUCAAUGAUCUCAAGUGGCCAAGCAUGUGGUAUAUUCACUGCAGUGACAAUGCCCAUCACUGUCAGUCUGACAUGAACAUUGUGGGUGCCUGGAAGAGGGGAUAUACUGGAAAGAAUGUUGUGGUUACGAUUUUGGAUGAUGGGAUUGAAAGAAACCAUCCUGACUUGAUGCAGAAUUACGAUCCCCUGGCCAGCACUGAUAUCAAUGGCAAUGACUAUGAUCCCAUGCCUCGAUAUGAUGCCAGCAAUGAGAACAAACAUGGAACCCGCUGUGCAGGAGAAGUAGCAGCUACUGCAAACAACUCGCAUUGUACAGUAGGAAUUGCAUUUAAUGCCAGAAUUGGUGGUGUACGCAUGUUGGAUGGUGAUGUAACAGACAUGGUAGAAGCUAAAUCUCUCAGUCUAAACCCACAACAUGUGCAUAUCUACAGUGCAAGCUGGGGUCCAGAUGAUGAUGGAAAGACAGUGGAUGGACCAGCUGCUCUUGCCAGGGAUGCCUUUGAGAAUGGCAUCAGAACAGGAAGACGAGGAUACGGUUCAAUAUUCGUAUGGGCUUCUGGUAAUGGUGGUAGAAGUAGAGAUCACUGCUCCUGCGAUGGUUAUACCAAUUCUAUCUACACCAUCUCUAUUAGCAGCACAACUGAAAGUGGCAAAAAACCCUGGUAUCUGGAAGAGUGUGCCUCAACACUGGCGACAACUUACAGCAGCGGGGAAUCAUAUGACAGAAAAGUGAUCACCACAGAUCUACGGCAGCGCUGUACAGACAGUCACACUGGAACCUCAGCAUCAGCUCCUAUGGCUGCUGGGAUUAUAGCCCUCGCACUAGAAGCCAACCCAUUCUUAUCAUGGAGAGAUGUGCAGCAUAUCAUUGUAAGGACCUCCCGUCCAAGGCACUUAAAUGCUCCAGACUGGAAGACAAAUGCAGCAGGUCACAAGGUGAGCCACCUUUAUGGGUUUGGUUUGAUGGAUGCUGAAGCAAUGGUGAUAGAAGCAGAAAAAUGGACGCCAGUUCCCGCGCAGCAUAUAUGUGUAGAAAACACUGACCGGCAGAUUAAGACAAUCCGACCAGACCAUGUUGUUCGCUCAGUUUAUAAAGCAACAGGCUGUGCUGAUAACUCAAACCAUCAUGUUAUUUAUUUGGAGCAUGUGGUAGUACGGAUUACAAUAACACACCCACGUAGAGGAGAUCUGGCCAUCUAUCUGACAUCUCCUUCUGGCACGAGGUCACAAAUGUUAGCUAACAGAUUAUUUGACCAUUCCAUGGAAGGAUUUAAGAACUGGGAAUUUAUGACCACACACUGCUGGGGAGAGAAGGCCUCAGGAGACUGGAUUCUGGAGAUUUAUGAUACCCCUUCACAGUUGAGGAACUUCAAGACGCCAGGGAAAUUGAAAGAAUGGUCCCUUGUUUUGUAUGGCACAUCCAUUCAGCCAUACUCACCCAGAAAUGAUGUUCCUAAGGUGGAGAGAGUACGGUCCAGUCCUAUUGAGGAGCCAUCAGAGGAGUACAACAUUGAUGACUACACAGGUGCCUGUGAUACAGAAUGCAGUGAAGUAGGGUGUGAUGGGCCUGGGCCACAUCACUGCAAUGACUGUCUACAUUUUUAUUAUAAAGCAAAGAACAACACAAGAAUAUGUGUAUUAGAUUGUCCCUUGGGCUACUAUCCCGCAGACAAGAAGAGAUGUAAAAAAUGUUUUCCAACUUGUGAAACAUGCUUGGGAAGUCGCAGUGAUCAAUGCUCAUCCUGUAAAUCAGGUUACUACUUAAAUGAAGAGACUAACAGUUGUGUCACAAACUGCCCAGAUGGGUUCUACUUAAAUGACAAAAAGAACCUUUGUAAAAAAUGUCAUGAAAACUGCAAGACAUGCACAUCUGCUGACAUCUGCACCGAAUGCAAGCAUGGCCUCAGUUUACAGGGAUCCAAAUGUGCUGUUACCUGCGAGGAUGAGAAAUAUUACAGUGCCAUCAAGAAGGAAUGUGAGCCCUGUCACAGAUCAUGUGCUACAUGCACAGGACCCGGCAUAGACAACUGUAUAAACUGUGCAAAAGAAAUGGCACUUGAAGAUGGACGAUGUGUUACAUCAUGUAGUUCUGAAUAUUAUUUUACUCUACCCAAGGCUAAUGGUUAUAAAACUUGUAAACGAUGUGACGGGAGCUGCUCAACAUGUUCUGGCCCAGGAGAGAGGAACUGUACGAGUUGUCCUGAGGGUUAUUUGUUAGAAGGAAGUACUUGUAUGGUGGGAACAAUCUGCAAAGAUGGCGAAUAUAUUGAUGCAACUGGACAUUGCAGGCCAUGUGAUGCAUCUUGUUAUAAGUGCACUGGUCCUGGUAGACAUAAGUGUAUUGGAUGUUCCAUUACAAGAUUCUUUGAUGAUGGAGAGUGUGUAUUGAUCUGUCCUUCUGGAAAAUAUGAGCUUAAUAGACAGUGCCAUUCCUGUCACCAUACUUGUCACAGGUGCAAUGACAGUGAGCCUGAUGCAUGUAUAUCCUGUGGCACCGAUAAAAAUGGAAGAAUACGCUACCUCUACAAUGGGGAAUGCAAAGAAGUCUGCCCUCAGGGUUAUUUCACCUUUGAGAACACCUGUGUGCAGUGUCCGGAAAACUGUGAAUUUUGCAAGAGCCAAACCAAAUGUGACAAAUGUCUGGAAAAGUUCUUCCCUGUCAAUGGAGCGUGCCAGGAGCUGGAAUGUCCAGAAGGGAACGUUGAAGAUCCUGAUACUGAGGAAUGUGUGCCAUGUGCAGAAGGAUGUCGAGAGUGUUCUUCAGAUGAUACUGAACUCUGCACCUCCUGCCAAAAUGGAUAUUAUAUAUUUGAGAAUUUCUGUUACAAGCUUUGUCCAGAUAAAACAUACAGCAGAGAUGCAAUAAUGAGCUGCAUUUCAUGUGCGACAUCAUGUUUGAGCUGCACUGAAGAUGAGUGUCUGUAUUGUGAUGAAGGCUUCUUUCUGAAAGAUGGGUCGUGUGUAAGGGACUGCGGCCAAGGCUUCUACACUGAUGAAAUAAACAGAGAGUGUGACACUUGCUACAGAACAUGUGAAUCUUGUACUGGACCAGACUAUGAUGAGUGUGUAACUUGCAAAGCUGAUUUUCAGUGGAUAAACGACAAAUGUGUGAAUCCAUCUACCAAAGAGCCACCGCCAGGGACAUAUUGGGAUGAAGCUGCAGUUGUGUUCUCUCCAUGUGAUGAGAUUUGUAAGACCUGCAAUAUAUCUGCUUAUGCUUGCACAUCGUGUCAUCCAGGGACAUUUCUUCAUGAUGAGAGCUGCAUUAAAUCAUGUCCGCGGGGGACCUUUAGUAAUACAAAGGACAGACGAUGUGAAAGAUGUUCAGAAGGCUGUGAGAUGUGUGCAGAAAACAAUGAAUGCCUGAAGUGCUCACAUGACAUUCUGCAUGCUGGGAGAUGUUAUAAGAGCUGCCCUGAAGGCUUCUUUAGCUUCGGAGGAGGCUGCACCGAAUGCAGCAAGGGCUGCAACACCUGUGAUAAACAAGCAGACUAUUGCCUGUCAUGCCAUGCACCUAAAGUUUUGGAGCUAGCUACAUGUCAAAGUGACUGUUCUUCCAAGUUUGUAAAUGUUAAUGGUGUCUGCCGACACUGUCCUUCCAGCUGCCUGUCUUGUGUUGAUGAAGAAACCUGUACAGAAUGCAUACCAGAUUACUUUCUAUAUAAGGACAAAUGUGUGAGCUCUUGCCCUGAUGGGUAUUAUGGGGAAGACGGUAGAUGUUUUCCUUGUGAUGGCAUAUGUGCAAAAUGCAAUGGACCUGACCCAGAUGAUUGUGAGAAGUGCGCCAGUUCCAGCUUUUUCCUGUAUAAGGGAGAAUGCUUUGGGAGAUGUCCACAAGGAACUUUUUACAUGUCUGGGGACAAAUUUUGUCAAGAUUGUGACAGCACUUGUAAAUCUUGCUAUUCAUUUAAGACUUGUGACGAAUGUAAAGAGGAUUUAGUUAAAAACGGCCAAGGUCACUGUGUGUCAUAUAAAGAGUGCAACCUCCAUGAAUAUAUGGAUGGUCAGAAAGGCUGCCUCCCGUGUCAUAGGAAGUGUUCACGGUGUACAGGAGCCAGUGAACACCAGUGUUUAAGCUGCAAAGACAACUACUACCUUCUCAAUUCCACCUGUGUAAAUAACUGCCCUGUUGGUCACUUCCAAGAAGAUGAAGCAAGACGCUGUGUUCCUUGCCAUAGCACCUGUAAGACUUGCAGUGGGAGACGAAGCAGCCAAUGCCUGUCAUGCAAAGAGGGAUGGUACUCUCUAGGUCAAAGCUGUGUACAGCACUGCAUUUGGGGAUAUUAUGCCGAUAACACCACUGCCUCAUGUGAGAGAUGUAACAGAGUCUGCAAGGAAUGUCAGGGACCAAAUUCAAAUGACUGCGAUGCCUGCUUCGAUAAUUUUUUCCUGAUGAGAACUAGCAAACAAUGUCAUAGCUCGUGUCCUGAAUACUACUAUGAAGACCAUGCCCAAAAAGUUUGUGAAAGGUGCCACCCAACCUGCAAGACUUGUAGUGGUUCAGGUGCCCUAUUGUGCACAUCAUGUGUGACAAGUUACGAGCUGCAAGGGGGAAUUUGUCGCUCUGAGUGUUUUGCUGGAGAAUACAAGAGUGCACAGGGACCAGAUGUACCGUGUGAACAAUGCCAUGAAAGCUGUAUAGAGUGUAAGGGACCUGGACUACUGAACUGUACUGUGUGCCCAGCAAGCUUUUCACUAUAUGUGAAUGAAGGAAGGUGUGUGCAUUGCUGCCACUCUAAGCCAGAAGGCUUCGGUGAAUGCUGUGACUGUAGUGAAGUACCAGAGGAAUGCAAGUUAAUUCCCGGAGUCCUGACAGAGAACAACGGGCACAAGAAGACUGCUUUGUUUCUAGCCACAUCUAUUCUGCUGGUGCUUAGCACUGGAGCAAUCAUAUUCUUUUGGCGAAGAGCCCGGGCAAAAGCUUUAUCUGUCAGCAAAAGUGGAUAUGAAAAGCUGCCAGACCAAACAAAAUCCUUCCAAUCUUUCAAGAACAACAGAGAAAGUACCUCCAGUUUUCAGCGCGAUCACGUGAUUGAGUAUCACGAUCGCGAGGAGGAAGAAGAGGAUGAUGAUGAUGAAGAUAUUGUUUACAUGGGUCAAGAUGGGACAGUGUAUCGAAAGUUUAAAUAUGGACUAUUAGAAGAUGAUGACGAUGAGGAUUUAGAAUAUGAUGAUGAAAGUUAUUCAUUUAGAUAAUUAAUAAAACACUCCUAUUCGCUAUGGUUAGUAGCACUGGAUGUGUGUAGACUGUAAGCAGAUAAAAAACAGGGUUGAUACCCCAAGCACCAAACACUUGCUUACAUUGUAUAGCCAGAAUAAUGGAAGCUGGUUGCUAUGGGUAACACCUUGACUUUUCAAGUCACAAUGGGGGUUAUUUACGAAAGGCAAAUCCACUUUGCACUAC